Molecule: messenger RNA, 2781 nt
Organism: Oenanthe melanoleuca
Lineage: Eukaryota; Metazoa; Chordata; Aves; Passeriformes; Muscicapidae
Gene: CCDC91
Product: coiled-coil domain containing 91
Exons: 13
Coding region: 411-1706 (431 amino acids)
Biological process (GO): Golgi to lysosome transport
Cellular component (GO): trans-Golgi network
Source: RefSeq, a predicted model, not a curated record
GUGAUUCCAGCCGUGAUUCCAGCCGUGACUCCAGCGGCUCCCCGCAGGGACAGAGAGCGGGGGCGGCCCCGAGCCCGGCCGGGAUGAGCAGCAGCGCCCGGGGCUGCGGGGGCUCUUCCCAAACACUGACACAGCGGCUUAGAAAGUUUACAGAAUAAAUACUGUUUACUCUCGAAAGGGAGCUUUCCACAAGCCACGCUCAGGUGGUAACAACUUGCAUCCUUUAUAAAGCAAAACUGACAUGGACCCGCCUAUCUAAUCCACGCUCUCCGCCUACCUAAUGCAUAUUUAUCCGGUGAUGCAAUCUUACGCAAUGCUCCAAACACAAGGUUGUUUCCUUCAUUAAGCAACUCGUAUUGUAGAAGUUAUCUGACGCCAUCAGUUGCGUUUACACAAGUGCCUGCUGAAAGAUGGAUGAUGAUGACUUUGGAGGAUUUGAGGCAGCAGAGAGUUAUGAGUUUGGAAAUGGUGAAAAGCAGACCACGUCUCCUGCUAUUGCUUGGGCAGCAUUUCCUACAGUACCUGAAGUCCAUAGAUCUGAUGUUCUCCUGGAGCACUCUGUGCCUUCUUCCCGCCUGCUUCCUUCUGACUCUUUCAUUUUAUCAAGUGAUAAUGUGGCAAAAGCUAUUCCAACAGGGAAGAGUGUGAUAAAUCCAGCUGUUCCAGAAGAACAGACUCAGGCAGAUAUUCCAGUUGCCUCUUCAAAUGUAAUUGAAGACAAGACUUUAGCUGAUGUUGAGACAAAGAGAACUAAUGAACCCAAGAGCUGCCUUCAACAAGCUGUUGCCAACCUCAAAAUCAAGCUUUGCAGUGCUGAAGAAGAAAAACUAAAAAUCAAAAAGGAAUUGGAACAUUUGCUGGAAAAACAUAGUGUGUUAGAAAUGGAUUUCUUGAAGGAAAAAAAAGAAAAAGUGCUUCCACAUCAAGAUCAUUACAAGACACUCCAGGAAAAGCAUAAGAAGGAAUUAGAAGACAUGAGAAAAGCUGGACAUGAAGCCUUAACUAUUAUUGUGGAAGAAUUCAAGGCAUUGCUACAAUCUACAGUUCAGCAGCAAGAAGUAGCUAUUGAAAAGCAGUAUAUAUUAACCAUUGAAAAACACUCUCACAAAUGUGAAGAGCUCCUUGAUGCUCAGCAUCAGCGACUCCUUGACAUUUUGGAAGCAGAAAAGGAAGUGUUAUCAGAAAAGAUAGAAGAAGCUAUGAUGCAGCAGUCACAAAAGCACAAGGAAGCGCUGGACAAAUGUUUGGAUGAAGAAAGGCAGAGAAGCAAGGAGGCUCUGGCAGCUGCUGCUAAGGCUGAAAAACAAGUAAUGCAGGAAGCUGUUCUGAAAGCAGUAGAGGAGGAGAGGAGAAAUAUGGAGAAGAUUCAUGCAGAAGAAAGAAAACUCUGGGAAGCAGAACGUGAUAGUCACAGAGAGAAGAUUGCCCAGGCUGUUUCAGAAGCCAUGCAAGAGCAAAGAAAGCAGAAUCAGGAAAUGGUCAAGGAAGCAUUAAUGGAGGAGCAGAAACGAAGUGAAAAGGCAAUUGAAGAAGCAGUGAAAAGGACAAGAGAGGAACUGAUGGAAUAUAUUACAGAGCAGAAGAGGCUUGAUGAAGUUGUCCGUCAGAGAAAUCUGCAUAGUUUGGAACUUUUCCUUUCAUGUGCACAGAAACAGUUAAAUGUUUUAUUAAAGGACGAGCCAGCCCCAAAGGAAAACAGAGACUGAUAUUCUCAGUGCUGAUGAUACAGUGUGAUUUGUGAAGCUGCAAAAAUUCUAGCAAAUGAUGAAUAUAUUCCAAUCUUUUUGGGUUGUACCAUUGAAUCGAGAUUGAUCUGAAAUGCUUGGUAGAAACGUUCAUGGAUGAUGUUCUUUUAUUUAUUUAUUUAUUUUAGUACUAUUAUCAGAUAGAAAACAUGAGAGAGAAAAAGAUCCUUGGAAAAAAACCUUUAGGAUUUUUCUUUCAUGAUAUUUUCUAGUAGCCCAUGGUUGAAGUUCUAGAUAAUUGCAGCGACAAUGGAAACAUUUCCCAGUUAUGUCUGUUUUAAAUUUGGUGCCAUGGGUUAAUGUGAUUCACUCUUAUUUUUGGUAUUUUAAAAAAUGUAGAUGAACAUUUUCUUGGUUAUAGAUACAAAUUCAUCUCUAUUUCCAAGGUAUCUGCCCAAGUCCAUUGCCUCAGGUGAGCCUGAGUUGCUUAGUAUUUCUAACUUCUUUUCAUGUAUAACAGAAGAAUCAGUACUGAAACAUAAGAGUGUUGUCAGGCAUUUCUUAAGUCAUUUAUAAACAAAUCCAGCUCUAGGAAGAGAAAAAUUUACAAACUAAACAGUGCAUCUGAUUAGGGUGAUGCAAAAACAUUGCCAUGACCAAUGUAUAGUGUGUAUUUUAUUUCUGUUUUAUAGAGCUAGUUGAAUUCCAAAAGUCAUUUGCUCAUGAAAUUACGAUUAAUGUGACUGACCUCAGUUUCAGGAAGAAGAUGUAUGUAAUUAUGUGGAGACUGAUACUGCACUGCCUCAGUGGAAUUUCUGACAGAAUAAGGAGUGCAGCUUGCUGACCUCACAUGCCCUUUCUAAGUGCAUGGAAGGAAAUAGAAAAACUCCCCACUGACAUUAUUGGACUUUGGAUCAUUCAUAGGUCUUUCUAGUCUUGCUAACAGCAGAUGGAGUGGAAUUUCUGUGCCUACACUCUAUUGAUUGUAGAACUGGGGCCUUAGGUGUAGAAGAGCUCUGAAUGAAAUAGGGGAAAAUAAGUGUUCAUGCUUAGGUAUGCAAAUAAACUAAGAAUGAUCUCUCUUAUGGUGAGCUUA